AUGGCGGCGGAGAUGAUCAGCUCCGCCGUCGUGGGAGAAGCGCUGAACAGGGUGGUGUCGCGGCUGGCGGUCGCCGGCCACGGCGGCGAGGACGGGGCGAGGGGGGGCAGCGCCAGCGUCGAGAGGCUGGAGAUAGCGCACAGCCGGAUGGAGGCCGUCCUCGAGCUCUCGACGCGGUGGCCCGUCACCGACGUGUCGCUGCUCCGGUGGCGCCGCAGGCUGAAGCGCGCCGCGGAGGAGUGCGACGGCGCGGUCCGCCGCCGCAAGCAGCGCGCCGUGGCCGAGGCCGAGGCCGAGGCGGCGAGACGGCCGUCGUCCUCGCUUCCGCGGCGCGUCGCCCGCGCGACCAUGUCCCUCGUCUCGGCGCUCCUCGUCGGCGGCCGCGACGACGGCGGCAGCGCCGACGACGUGCGGAGGUUCGAGAGGCUCGCGGACGGGGCGGGCGAGUUCCUGAAGCUGGUGGAGCUCGGCGGGACGCGGCCGCGGCAGCACGCGUUCUUCGACCCGCUCAUCGGCCGGCUCCUCGCCGGCGAGACGCUGAGCUACCUGUCGCUGAGCCGGGGGAGCAGGCUGUGCUACCUGGGCGUGCGGCCGGUGAGCUUCGAGGAGCGCGGGGUGGAGGCCAUGGUGGGGUUCGUCGUGCAGGACUUCGCGGCUCCGGCGAGGAGCUUCAACCUGGGCCUCAUGGUGCGCCUCUCCGAGCGCACCGACCUGCUCGGCACCAUGAUCGACUGCAUGCAGUCAGCCUCGUCCACGACUCACUUCAGGGUCGUUGCUGAGGAUAUAAGGAGAGAGCUGGUGCAGCUGCCGACGCAGGAUUUCACCUGGAUGCCACGCUCACCUUACGCCCACACCAAAUACUGGGUCGACGUCCACACCACCCUCACCCGCUGGUACCGCCCAAACCCUCUCUGUUGCACCACCCACCAAACCCUCCCCCGCGACACCACCGCGCCAUCACCGUCGCCAUCUCCGGCGGCGCCGCUCUCCGCCGCGUACCCCGAGCACGUCAUCCAGGUGUACCUGCACUGCUGCGUCCCGGCCGCCAAGCCGGCGCCGGCGGCGGCGUGUAACAAUAACGGCGAGCGAGAACAAACGCCGCCGCCGCCGCCGCUGGAGCUGACCGUCCUCUUCCUCCCCCACGACCACCAUGGCACCCAUGAGGAUCGGGGGGAGGAGGAGGAGGACGGCGCGACGAAGAGGAAGCAGCACCCGUCCAGCCCGCCGUACCACGCCGUGGAGGUGGUCGACGAGGAUCAGAUCGAGGCGCGGCGGGUGCAGCAGCACGCCGACGGCGGCGGCGCGUGCCGGCUGCAAGACCUCGACGAGAGGCUCCUUCCAAGGGCGGUGGACCACCUCCGCACGCACACGGCAUCAAGGACGUACCAGGUGUGCCUGAGGUCCGGUCACGGCGCGGCGCACGUCUGCGUGGAGAAGGCAACCAAUGCGAGCGGCGGCGGCGGGAGUACUCCACGGGGAGAAGGAAGAAGAAGAAGUAGGAGCAAGAUGAGGAUGAGGUUUAGCGUGGAGGGGUGGCGGGAUAUGUCAGCGAGGCCGCUGCUGAAGCUGUGGGUGGUGCGGGAGUCGGAGAAGCUGCGUGCCUCUAUCAGCUCGUGGACUAUCGAUACCAUUUCUCAUAAAUAAUUAAUAUGAAAAAUAAUGUCUUCUCCAACC
Molecule: messenger RNA, 1674 nt
Organism: Oryza brachyantha (malo sina)
Lineage: Eukaryota; Viridiplantae; Streptophyta; Magnoliopsida; Poales; Poaceae
Exons: 2
Coding region: 1-1644 (547 amino acids)
Molecular function (GO): protein binding
Source: RefSeq, a predicted model, not a curated record